Megalobrama amblycephala (Wuchang bream) is the source of this 821-nucleotide messenger RNA. RefSeq names its product N-acetyltransferase family 8 member 3. Gene Ontology annotation, molecular function: N-acetyltransferase activity. Lineage: Eukaryota; Metazoa; Chordata; Actinopteri; Cypriniformes; Xenocyprididae. The transcript has a single exon. Bases 57 to 821 code for a protein of 254 amino acids. The record is from RefSeq and is a predicted model, not a curated record.
UGGUUUUAAUUACAAGGGUUCUUUCUGCACGUCCUUCCUUCUGCCUAUAAAUCUGCAUGACUUUGCAGAUGUUCGGUCAACAUCAAGCUGAAUCCCUGUGUCUUUUCUCUCUUGCAGUGCAGAGUGUAAUCAGGCCCUACAAGCCCACAGAUAAGUCUGCUAUUGUCUCUCUCUUCCGCUUUGGCAUUCUGGAGCAUGUCUACCCAGCCUUCUUCAAAGCCAUGAGUCAUCCCGACCACAUCGGCGUGACCCUCAGCGUCUCCGUGGCCGGAUAUGUGCUGGGAGGGAGCUCAUGCUUCCAGGCCGUGCUCUUCGGAGGAGCUUGGGCUUGCUUGGUUUACUAUUGCUGCCAUGAGAUUUACGACAGCUACCUCAAGAGGAAGAUGGAACUGGAAAUGGCAGAUAUUCAGGCCAAGUUCUUGGAUAACCAGGUGAAUCAUUUCUGGGUGGCGGAGAUGGAGGUGAACGGGAAGUCGAAGGUGGUCGGGCUGCUGGCUGUAGUUGGUGUGAAGGGCGACGUUUCGAAGGAUGGAUGGAACGCAGACGAUGCAGCGACAGCAGAGGUGUUUCAAUUAAUCGUGUCCUUCAACCAGCGACGUAAAGGUCUGGGAACUCAGCUGGUAGAGACGGCUGUAGAGUUCUGUAAGGAGCAGGGACUUUCUCGAGUGGUCGUAGAGAUCAGCUCCCCACAGACCGCGGCCAUUUCGAUUUUCCGCAAACUGGGUUUUACUGUGACAUCCGUGCACAGCAACACACACCCUAACCGUUUGGUCUCAAAACUGGCCAGGAUCAAUGUAAUACGAAUGGAAAAGCAUCUUUAA